Penicillium bovifimosum is the source of this 525-nucleotide messenger RNA. Its product is annotated as peptide-methionine-S-sulfoxide reductase. NCBI's taxonomy places the organism in Eukaryota, Fungi, Ascomycota, Eurotiomycetes, Eurotiales, Aspergillaceae. The coding region runs from base 1 to 525 and encodes 174 amino acids. Gene Ontology annotation, molecular function: peptide-methionine (S)-S-oxide reductase activity. The record is from RefSeq and is a predicted model, not a curated record. The transcript is spliced from 3 exons.
AUGUCGAACGUACAGACCGCUACCGUAGCAGCGGGCUGCUUCUGGGGCGUCGAGCACCUAUACCGCAAGAAUUUCGGCAACGGCAAGGGUCUUAUUGAUGCCAAGGUAGGCUACUGCGGUGGCCCAAUCCCAUCACCGUCAUACCGGGCUGUCUGCUCCGGUACUACAGGACACGCCGAAUCCCUCCAGAUGACCUUUGAUCCUUCCAUUGUGACCUACCGCCAACUCCUCGAAUUCUUCUAUCGCAUGCACGACCCCACAACAGCGAAUCGUCAAGGUCCGGAUGUUGGUACACAAUACCGCAGUGCGAUCUUCACGCACGGCGAAGAGCAGCAGAAGAUCGCGGAAGAGAUCACAGACAAAGUCAGCAAGGAGUGGUAUAAGACGCCCGUUUCUACCCAGAUCGUGCCGGCGGAUAAGUGGUGGGAUGCAGAAGAAUAUCACCAGCUCUAUCUGCAGAAUAACCCUGCUGGAUAUGAGUGUCCCGCUCACUUUAUUCGACCUUUCCCUCCGCUGUCCGAUUGA